Messenger RNA from Oryza brachyantha (malo sina), 2075 nucleotides. RefSeq names its product eukaryotic translation initiation factor 4B1. The record is from RefSeq and is a predicted model, not a curated record. The transcript is spliced from 3 exons. Gene Ontology annotation, molecular function: mRNA binding; translation initiation factor activity. Bases 176 to 1750 code for a protein of 524 amino acids. NCBI's taxonomy places the organism in Eukaryota, Viridiplantae, Streptophyta, Magnoliopsida, Poales, Poaceae.
CGCACGCACGCACGCACCACCGCCGCGCGAGCCACGCUUCCACCCACCCGCGGCGCGCCCCCAUUUCUCUCGCCUCUUCUCCGCUCCGCAUCGGCAUCGGGCAUCGGCAUCGCCGACCCAGCCGGGAUUUCGGCCCCGCCGAGCGCCGAACCCUAGAUCUCAUCGCCCGCACGCCAUGUCCAAGGCCUGGGGCGGGCUCGGCGGCGCGGGCGCGUGGGCGCUGGACGCCGAGCGCGCCGAGGAGGAGGAGCGGGAGAACGCCGCCGGGGCCGCCGCCUUCCCGGCGGCGGCGCCCGAGCCCCCCUUGGCGGCUGGUGGGGCGGCCAGCUUCCCCAGCCUCCGCGAGUCGGCCGCCGCCGGGGGCGGCAAGUCCAAGAAGAAGAAGGGGACCACCCUGUCGCUCUCCGAGUUCACCACCUACGGCGCCUCCGGGAGGCGCGCCGCGGCGGCGGCGGAGCCCAAGGGGCUCACGCCGCAGGAGAUGAUGAUGCUGCCCACGGGGCCCAGGGAGCGGUCCGCGGAGGAGCUCGAUCGGUCCCGCCUCGGCGGCGGGUUCCGCUCCUACGGCGGCGGAGGGGAGCGACGCGGGUUCGACGACGACGGACGACGCGGCGGCGGACCGGGGAGGGACGCGGAUCUCGACCUGCCCUCACGCGCCGACGAGUCGGGCAACUGGUCGCUGAACAAGAAGUCGUUCGCGCCGUCUCCCGUCGACUCCGGCGCUCGGAACAGGUACGGAUCCCUUGGGGGUGGCGCCGCCGCUUCUUCCUUCGGCCGCGCCGAUGACGACGGCGACUGGUCGCGCGGGAAGAAGCCAAUGCCGUCCCGCUACCCGAGCCUCGGCUCUGGCAGUGGCUGUGGCUUCCGCGACUCGCCUACCUCGGCUGACUCCGACCGCUGGUCCCGUGCCGCUCCGGCUCCGCAAAACGGCGAGCGCGAGCGGCCACGCCUCGUGCUCGAUCCGCCCAAGCGGGAUGCCUCGGCCACCCCUGCGCCUCCUCCUGCCGAGGCAGCACGCAGCCGGCCAAGCCCAUUUGGGGCAGCGAGGCCCCGCGAAGACGUGCUUGCUGAAAAAGGGCUGGACUGGAGGAAGAUGGAGACAGAGAUUGAUCAUAAGACUAGCCGUCCAACCAGUUCACAGUCUAGUAGGCCAGGAAGUGCGCACUCAUCACGACCUGGGAGCCCUGGGUCACAGGCAUCAGCCGUGGGUAGUGAAGGUGUGCCGAGAACGCGGCCAAAGGUUAAUCCUUUCGGGGAGGCGAAGCCAAGAGAGGUUGUUCUUCAGGAGAAAGGCAAGGACUGGAGGAAGAUUGACCUCGAAUUGGAGCAUCGCGGAAUUGAUAGACCAGAGACAAAUGAAGAGAAGUUGUUGAAAGAAGAGAUUGACCUGCUUAGAGUGGAUUUGAAAGACACUGAAACAAAUAUAAGUGAAGAGGAGAAAAAAGGUUUAUCAGAGAAGUUAUCCCAGAUGGAAAGGGAACUGAAGCGCCUUACAGUUGAGUUGGACGACAAGGCUCGAUUUGGGCAAAGACCUGGUUCUGGAUCUGGCAAAGUUACUGCACAAUUACCAACUAACUCAGCAGAGGAAUCUCACAUUACAGAGUCAAUGGAACAGCCACGUUCCCAUAGUAAUAUAGACCAAAAUCAGAAACCAGUUGAAGAAAGGUGGGGAUUUCAGGGCAACAGGGACAGAGGCUCAUUUGGUGGUAACAGAAGUUCAGACAGGUCGUUGACAGGGCAGAGAUGGUGAGCCCAUCCUCGGUUUUGGCAUAUUGAGCACUUCAAUCCUCGGACUGAACUUUUUUCUUUUCUUUUUUCCUGUUUUAAACAUGGGACAAAUAAGUUGUCACGUUCUUGUUGCUGCUUGACUCCCAUUUUGUUUGCCUUGGAAGAGUAGGAGGGGGAUAAUGGACAGUACCUUGCAGGCUCGCACAAGGGUCCAAACUGUAUUGCCACCUCUAUGGCGGUGCUUCGGUUUCCUUUUUUUUCUUCUUCUCUUCAUUUCCAUUUGCCCCUCUCUUCCAUGUCAAAACAGUUGUUACCAAAACUUGAUACACUAACUAUUUGUUCUUGCU